Dermacentor silvarum is the source of this 738-nucleotide messenger RNA. RefSeq names its product neprilysin-1. The transcript has 3 exons. Gene Ontology annotation, biological process: protein processing. Gene Ontology annotation, cellular component: plasma membrane. Gene Ontology annotation, molecular function: metalloendopeptidase activity. Bases 1 to 738 code for a protein of 245 amino acids. Lineage: Eukaryota; Metazoa; Arthropoda; Arachnida; Ixodida; Ixodidae. The record is from RefSeq and is a predicted model, not a curated record.
AUGGUUGACAAUAUUCGAGAUGCCUUCCGGACAGCCUUCAAGACAUCAAGCUGGGUCACAGGCGACGUGCGUCAAGUGGUCAUCCAGAAACUCACAAACAUGAUGUACUACGUGGGAAGUCCUGGACAGCGGCUAGAGCCCGCCUCCGUGGAGAAAUAUUACGAUUCAGUGCCGGACGUGGCUCCGGACAAAUUUUUCAACGCGUGGAGGGAGGCACGAUCGGUUUCUUGUCAUCGUACGUGGACAGACCAGAAGACCUGGAUCUUCGACGAAACUAUGGUGAACGCCUUCUACGUUCUUAAUGUCAAUACUGUGGUUAUUCCAACCGCUAUUCUCCAGCUCCCCUUCUUUUAUACCGGAGCUCCUCCUGCUAUCAACUAUGGCGGCAUUGGCACGAGAAAAAUGAAAGCCCGGCAGGCGGUGAUCGACGACACCACCGACUCGGAAAACCUGGCCGACUUUGCGGGCUGCGCGAUUGCGCACGCGGCCUACGCUUCGUUGCCCGCUCGCCAGCGGAAACUGACGCUUCCGGGUCUCAACCUGACGGCCGAGCAUCUCUUCUUCGUCGGCCAUUGCGCCAAGUGGUGCGAGAACAUGCGCCAAACUGUAGCACGCUAUGCCCCUGGCCGCUCCCGCUGCAUUGUGCCACUGAUGAACAUGGUGGAGUUCUCGGACGUGUUCGGGUGUGCGCCAGGGACUCCCAUGAAUCCGCCCAAGAAGUGCGCCUUCUGGUCGUGA